Messenger RNA from Amoebophrya sp. A25, 810 nucleotides. Lineage: Eukaryota; Dinophyceae; Syndiniales; Amoebophryaceae. The record is from the annotation of a GenBank genome assembly.
ACCUUUUCAAGGGUGCGGAAGGGGCGAGGUCAUCUUCCCCUGGACGCGCCACACGCAGCCCAAUUUAUUUUGGAAAUGAAAAUGGUGCCCGUGCACCCACAUCUGGCGGUUCUCAAAAUGUUGAUGGUCAACGAAAUCGAAGAACAUUAUUUUCAGUCGAUGUCGAGGCCAGCGGGGAUCAAGAACUCAUAGAUGAACAGGAUACGGAUAGAGAGACUGCGUUCCUAGAACGCGUGGCAACAGGACAACAGCAGCAGCAAACGCUAUGGGCCGCAGGCCAGGGAGCUGGACCAGCGGGUGGUGCAGGAGGAAAGCGUGGUCCGUCACCCGCACCCCCAGGAGCUCCUGGUGGACCAAAGGGGGCCCCCGCUGGUCCAAAGGCGGCACCAGGGUCUGGAGCGCCCAGCGGGGCACCAGGUACGCCUCUUGGCGAUGCUGACGACGAUUCGGGUGAUGAGUCUUCCCCGAAUCAUGGAGCCGCUGGAGGGUCAGGAGGAGGUAGGACUCAGGACCCUCUUCGCGUUAUCGAUCCCCAGAUCAUUGCGGAGGGUACGUUUCUGGUACACUUUGGUGCACCCGGAUGGGUUGUCAUCUAUGCCUUCAUCUCGAUCACGGGACUGCUCAUCGUGUUGCGUUUGACCGUUUGCCGAACCCGGUUUGAAAUCCCGAAGUCCGAGCGCGCUCAGCGUGCGCAACACGCGGUUGAGAUCGCAGCUGAAACCGUGGAACUGGGAAAACGACCAGGCACGAUUAGAAAGCAGUACCUACUUCAAAAGGGCUACAUACGCAGCGCUGUGGGCUAUGGUGGCU